Messenger RNA from Melampsora larici-populina 98AG31, 468 nucleotides. RefSeq lists its product as uncharacterized. The coding region runs from base 1 to 468 and encodes 155 amino acids. Lineage: Eukaryota; Fungi; Basidiomycota; Pucciniomycetes; Pucciniales; Melampsoraceae. Gene Ontology annotation, molecular function: protein phosphatase 1 binding; protein serine/threonine phosphatase inhibitor activity. The record is from RefSeq and is a predicted model, not a curated record. Gene Ontology annotation, cellular component: nucleus. The transcript is spliced from 3 exons.
AUGAACACUUCAACCAUCACCAUCACUUCAUCAGAUGACCCAUCAACUACUCAUUCAAAUCAUCAAUCUCAACCUCAAUCUUCAGUUUUGAUCCUCAGAGCUCAUCCAUUAAUCAACAAUCCAAGUCAAGUUCGUCAAACUAGAGUUCAAUGGAGUGAAAAUGUCAUCGAUAAUGAAGGACUAGGUAGAAAGAAAUCAAAAGUUUGUUGUAUUUAUAAAAAACCAAGAGCUUUUGAUGAAUCAUCUGAUGAAUCAGAUAAUUCAUCAGAUUCAGAUUGUUGUCAACAUUCUUCUAAUUCUCAACCUCAUCCUUCCAACAAAUCGAUUCCUAACAAUCCAAGCCAUUCACAUUCCGCCGAACAUAGAUCGUCGGUUCGAUCGUCUCCUCCUACGGCCGUUAAUGCUUAUGAAGCUGAACCUAUCAAUUCAAAAGGUAUUUUCACAUUCACUUUCAUCAUCGACUCUUGA